AUGAAUACAUUAGGGAUGACAGAUAAUGAUUCAGGUGAAAAUUAUUAUAAUGAAAAUGGUAGUAAUGAUGUGCAAACAUCUAUAUUAGAAAUUGUAUAUGGGACCAAAGUUCAUCUGCAAGGGUUGAAUGAGGAUGCGGUAGUUAGAGCAUUAGAAUUUAAAGUGGAACAGGAAAGAACCAAGCAACAGUUUUAUCGGUUGGAAAAUAUUGCAAAAUCGAUUGAAUUGUUUAAACUUGCAAGUGAAAUGGGUGUUCCUGCGAACCACAUUGCAUCGAUUUUCGCAAAUGAUAACAAUCCCUCUCCACCGUUAGCAGAACAGUUACAACAACAGUUACGACAAGGGCAACAAGAGGAACAACGAGAACAAUCACCCCGUUCACAAAGUCGACCUCCAGUUAGUUAUAAAUUCCCGCCAGCUGGGAGUAAUUUACCACCAAAACCCAUGAGUUUCCCUUCAUUGAAUGUUAAUAGAGCUCAUUCACCUGCGAAAAUUGGAGCCAAUGCAGUUGCUGUAUUAAAUGAAAAUGUUGCAUUGAAGGAAGAAAUCGAUAAUCGCGUUACCCCAUGUAGAAGAAAUGAUGAAUUCGAUAAUGAUUAUGACAGUAGUAAUGAUAAUAGUCAUCAUAGUCACUCAAGUCGUAGUAGUAAUAAUGAGCCUGAAAACAAUACAAAUAUAAAUACCAGCACCGGUGGUAACAAGGUUUUCCAAAGGAAUUUUUCAGUGCCAGGUUCCAAAUACUCUUCACCACAGAUACCGAUUGGUGCAACACCAAUAAUCAACCUUAAUAGGGCUGAAAAAUCCAAUCAAAGGCUAAAGCAACAAGAGUCAUUACAACGAUCACAACAACAACAACAACAACAGCUACCGCCGCUGCAGCUACAGCAGCAGCAGGGGAAUAGUGGAUCUUGGAAAAAAUUAGGAAUGGUGGGUAAGAAGCAUAGACGUACGAAGUCGGGAUCGUCGUUUGGUGUUAUCGAUUUAAACAUAUUAGAGUCAUCGAAGCAACCUCAGGAAACACCUAAACCCAAUCAGCAGCAGCAGCAGCAACAGCAACAACAAGGGCCACAAUCGCAACAGAAUACAUCACAGCAACCACCCCAGGCGCCAGGGAUAUCUAGGUCACCAAAUCUAAAUUCUCAUGAUGAAAAGACUUGUAGUGAAAACAGUAGUAGAAAUCCGAGUCCUGUACGCAAUACAAGAGAAGUGAAUUCUGUGGCUAAAUUAUUAAAUAGUAGUUGA
This is a messenger RNA of Zygosaccharomyces rouxii, 1242 nucleotides long. RefSeq names its product Bop3p (gene BOP3). The coding region runs from base 1 to 1242 and encodes 413 amino acids. Lineage: Eukaryota; Fungi; Ascomycota; Saccharomycetes; Saccharomycetales; Saccharomycetaceae. The record is from RefSeq and is a predicted model, not a curated record. The transcript has a single exon.